Molecule: messenger RNA, 1650 nt
Organism: Penaeus vannamei (Pacific white shrimp)
Lineage: Eukaryota; Metazoa; Arthropoda; Malacostraca; Decapoda; Penaeidae
Source: RefSeq, a predicted model, not a curated record
AUGUCACUGGAAGCUGGUGAUGCAGUCUACCUCUUCAUACUGACUAUUCGACGCCUGAGUGGCAAACCCAUAACGACAUACAUCAAAAGCAAGUAUGGCAAGACAGCACUGGACACUUUUAGGAGGACGGAGAAGCUUUCCUACCGCUCCAAAAAGCUGCAGAAAGACAUAAAGUUCCUGAAUUUAUGCAAAUAUUACGAUGUAAUUCCCAAAUUUCUCAACUUCCGUGUUCACAAUCCUGUAUUUGAAAGCACCCAAAUAUAUCGCUCCUGGUGUUUUGUACUCCUAGACAGAGAAAUCUCCAACCAAAAGAAAAAAGAAACUGUAAUCACUGACAAACUUAAUAAGGAUUAUCUUAAUCUGAAAUCUAUACUAUCUCCAUUGGACUAUAUUUGUAUUACUAGACUGAUCAACAAUAAUGUCCACAAGAAAAUGGUUAAGGUUGACAACAUUCACAGUAACAAACUUCUAAAACUAGGUAAACAAUCCAAUGAUGCAGAAAAUUUCACUUCACCUCUACAGACGCUUAAGAAUGAUGAAACUAUAACAAUCACCAAACCAGAUAAGGGUCGUGGAGUUGUCAUUUUAAACAAACAUGACUAUCAUCAAAAAUUACUUAGUAUUCUGGAUGACCAUACCAAAUUCAAGAAAAUCACUACUAAAAUAUCCACCCACUUGUUAUACCUCGAAGAUAAACUUAAAAGACUUCUCCGGGCCAUUAAACCAUCCAUCGGUGAAAGCACCUAUAAUUUCCUGUCAACUUCUGGCUCCCAACCCGGAAGGCUAUAUGGUCUCCCCAAAGUUCACAAACCAAAUAUCCCUCUAAGACCCAUUAUUUCAUCGAUUGGUACUUUUAACUACAACACUGCAAAGUUCCUGGUUCCUAUCAUUUCCCCGUUAACUACCAAUCAAUAUACCAUUGAAAAUUCCACAGCCUUUGCAAAUGAAAUAACCUCUCUUGACCUUGAACAACCCAGCACUAUGGCGAGUUUUGAUGUGGAAUCGUUGUUCACGAAUGUGCCACUUCUAGAAACCACAGAGAUUAUAGUUGACAACAUACAAACCACCCAUCUCAACAAAUUUGGUUUAACAAAAGAUAGCUUCAAGAAACUACUCAAUAUUGCAGCUCAUCACUCUGUUUUCUCGUAUAAUGAUGAUCUUUAUAUGCAAACAGACGGAGUAGCAAUGGGUUCCCCACUUGGCCCCUCAUAUGCCAAUGCCUUCCUUUGUCAUCAUGAAAUUAACUGGCUUAAACAGUGCCCACCAGAAUUCAGACCUGUCUACUACCGACGAUAUAUUGAUGACACUUUCGUUCUAUUCAAACACCCUUCACAUGUUAAUUUGUUUUUGAAUUACCUUAACUCUAAACACCAAUGUAUUAAAUUUACCUGUGAAACACAGCUCAAUAAUCAACUUCCCUUUCUAGAUACCUAUGUUACCAUUGAUAAUGGACGUUUCCAUACCAGCAUUUACCGUAAGCCAACCUUUACUGGCCUCGGCCUUCAUUUCCUCAGCAAUAUUCCAUAUAUUUAUAAAAUCAAUAGCAUAAGAACACUCAUCACUAGAGCAUAUAACCUAUGCAUGCUAGAAAUAAUACAGAUAAGACACAGUUGGAGAAAAGAAGAAUCAAUGACUAGAGCAGAAACAUAA